CGGCUCUUAGCGAUAUAGGUACUCUACAACGGCUGUUGAUCUGUCUUGUCACUAUACUUGACUUUGUAUACAAUUGCAGACAGAGGCAUCAAAAUGGCUCUUUUAGUGGAUAGAUUGCGACCUCGUUCGCUUGAUUCUCUAUCCUACCAUCAUGAACUUUCCGCGCGUCUAAAGUCAUUGGCUCAAAGUGGCGAUUUCCCUCAUCUCCUGAUGUAUGGGCCGUCGGGUGCAGGCAAGAAGACCCGUGUGAUUGCGACGUUGAAGGAGUUGUACGGCUCGGGAGUAGAGAAGAUCAAGAUUGACGCCAGAGUCUUCCAAACGACAAGCAAUCGAAAACUUGAGUUCAAUAUCGUAUCAUCCGUCUAUCAUCUCGAGAUUACCCCAUCCGAUGUUGGCAACUAUGACCGGGUGGUCGUCCAAGAGCUGCUCAAGGAGGUCGCGCAGACUCAACAGGUUGAUUUAUCUGCGAAACAACGGUUCAAAGUCGUUGUCAUCAACGAGGCGGAUCAUUUGACUCGCGAUGCGCAAGCAGCGUUGAGACGAACGAUGGAGAAAUACAGCCCCAACCUGAGACUGAUCCUGCUGGCAAAUAGCACGUCGAACAUUAUUGCUCCCAUCCGUUCUCGAACCCUGCUGGUCAGGGUCGCCGCACCUACAGAAGAACAAAUCUGCUCGGUAUUACAGAACGCUGGUAAAAGAGAAGGCUGGCCGGAGGCCCCUGGACUCAACAAGAGAAUAGCCAAGGAGAGCGAUCGCAAUCUUCGGCGAGCGCUUCUCAUGUUCGAGGCGAUAUAUGCUCAGACCGAGAAGAUACUCGCUGAGCGGUCACCGGCCCGUUUGCUGGAGGUCCGCGCGCGGUUAUAUGACCUCCUCACUCACUGCAUACCACCUACAACAAUCAUCAAGACUCUGACUUUCAAGUUGGUUGCAAGAGUCGAUGAUGCAUUGAAGCCGGACGUAAUUAAAUGGUCCGCUUUCUACGAGCACAGAAUCACUCAAGGAAGCAAAGUGAUUUUUCACCUAGAGGCCUUUGUUGCCAAGUUUAUGCGCAUCUACGAAAGUUACUUGAUGGGCAUGGACUUCUAGGCACAUCUUUUGCCAUGACUAAUGAAUGUAUAAAAUGGGCUGUAUCCCAAAAGUAAGAGGUAUUGAUUGCAUUGAUGGAUGGACCCUUGUGAUACCGGUUUGCAUACUCUGUAAUACAUAGUCCAUAAAUUGAGGUGACUCGGUCAAAUCUCUUGUUGCGCAGAAAAUGGUGUGGUUUUGUCAGUGCACAGCAGUAGACAUUUUACAUACCAAAGC
Messenger RNA from Aspergillus novofumigatus IBT 16806, 1302 nucleotides. RefSeq names its product replication factor C subunit 5. Gene Ontology annotation, biological process: DNA repair; DNA-templated DNA replication. Bases 94 to 1086 code for a protein of 330 amino acids. Gene Ontology annotation, cellular component: Ctf18 RFC-like complex; DNA replication factor C complex; Rad17 RFC-like complex. The record is from RefSeq and is a predicted model, not a curated record. The transcript has 7 exons. Lineage: Eukaryota; Fungi; Ascomycota; Eurotiomycetes; Eurotiales; Aspergillaceae. Gene Ontology annotation, molecular function: DNA binding; DNA clamp loader activity; ATP hydrolysis activity.